Molecule: messenger RNA, 1878 nt
Organism: Ogataea philodendri
Lineage: Eukaryota; Fungi; Ascomycota; Pichiomycetes; Pichiales; Pichiaceae
Exons: 1
Coding region: 1-1878 (625 amino acids)
Source: RefSeq, a predicted model, not a curated record
AUGGACGCCCGAAUAUCCAGGCCUGGGCGAGACCCAAAGCUUUGGUCCACUGUUGAAUCACUGGCUGACUGGGGGUUUGAGGAGACCCUGGCCGAGUCGUCGAGUGAUGCUAAGCAUAAACUUUAUACCCAUCCAGAUUGGAGCUCCAGCACGCUCAGCCAAACGAACAGUGGACCCACGAUCCGAUUUCAAGGCUCAAACUUCUCUUCUGUUCUCACUUCUCCGUUGUAUGAGAAACAAAUUUCCAUGGUCACUUAUGAUCAAUUACUCGAAGACUAUUUGAAAAAAUACGAGGGCUUACAACAACACGUUCAAUUAGCGCUUGACAAGUUCAAAUUCGGAAUCAUUGCCUCCAGUAUUAUGACCUCAACUGACAAUGUUGACCCUGUUCCGGAAAAUCAAAACAGAGUGAUUCUGGACGUGUCACAAUUUAUUUCCCGUCGAUAUGUUCAUUCUCACCAAUCUCUCCAUCUAGCAUUAGCAUUACUUCACUUUGUGAAGAAAAACCUGCAUAGCGUUCGUUUAGCCUGUUUGAAGUUGGCUGUGAUUCUUUCAAUCGCAUUCCUGCUCCACGAUUACAACAACAAGCAGAUAGCCGUCAAGAUUUAUCUUCAAUUGGCGAUCAACAAGUUAACCAAAUAUCUUUGUGUGAGCCAUGUGUUGGAUCAACGAAUCUCCAUGAGCUUGAAAACAAUUGACUCGGGACCUGCACGAACACUUUCAAGCAAGAAACAAGAGCAUCAAAGGUCAAUCUCUCCACUCCUUUUUAACAGUACGAUGAAUGUGCUACUUUUAACAACAGGAUCCAAAUUACGCUUUCUUCUUCCAUUUGUGGACUUCGAUUUCUUCCAUAAGUAUCUGGAUAUAUAUCAGCUGGAUCUGAUGGGCCCAGACUUCAAAUUUUUGAGACUCGUCAAUAGUGACGACUUUUACUCGAGUCCUAAACCAUCGCGAUUGAAACCAUUACGAUUAAGAUCUGUUUCAAGUGAGUCCGUGGCACUGAAAAAUCCGGUUCUAUCUCAAAGCUCUUCAGCACCUUCGCCCAAUCAAUUGACUACUAGUCCUGUCAGACUAGUGCAAUGCUUCAAGCUGCUGCGCAAAGUCUUCCUGUGUGCUUUGCUCUCUUUGGCCGAGAAUGCAAGCUUAUCAGAAAAAGAUGAUAACCUACAGUUUAUCCAUAUGUGUUCUCGUGUCUUUGGCCGAAACCUUGUUCCCAGCCACCUUCAUUUGCCUACACGCUUGAUCUUAAUUGUACAAGUUCUACAGCAACUGAUCUCUUUGGAAGAAAAUUUAAGUUUGGAGCUAAUGAACGAUUUCCAAUCGCACGAGCUUGACAGUUUGGUGCCUGUUGUGAGAUCUGACUUCAAGUAUAAUGAGAUUACACGCAAAGUGGAUGUCAUUAGCAAUAGGUUGGCUGCACUUGAAUGUCACGAAUCCGGGUCUCCCGAUGAUCUAGCUGAAAUUGGGACUUUCAUCAGCGAUCUUGUCGAAAGCUAUAACAGAUUGAUGGAAUGUGUCAACGUUCCUGAAGUUUCAGCUAAACCUAGUCCAGUUGUGUCUCCACAAAUGAGCGAGAGAGAGUUCCCGCCUCCAAAAAAACGGCAUAGUAGUGGACUUAACUUCAAUCUGAUCACUGUCUUUGAGGGUGAUGCACCAGAGAGAGAGCACGACUCUGUUGAGACUACCCAUGAGAAUCAAGACAAGGAAGAGUUCAAAAAAACCUUGGAGAAACUUUGUGCUGGGAACUUAAAAACCACGAACGAGACUUUUGAUGGAAAAGACAACGAUCCAUCAUUAUCUAUGUCUACACCGAUCAAAACUGAUGAGCUUGACGAAUUCAAGAAAGAGCUCAAAGGUUUGUUACUGAACGCGUUAUGA